GCUCGGUUUCAAGUGAAUCUAUUAAUAUUGAGGAACAAGAAAGUCUUUUAAGAAUUGAACGUGAGAAGCUUGAUAUUCAGAAAAACAAAAAUGAUGAAUUGGAAAGACAAAUAAUGUUACUAGAAAAACUUCAAAAACUUCAAAAUAAUUAA
Molecule: messenger RNA, 152 nt
Organism: Dentiscutata erythropus
Lineage: Eukaryota; Fungi; Glomeromycota; Glomeromycetes; Diversisporales; Gigasporaceae
Source: the annotation of a GenBank genome assembly